AAAGCUGCAGAGGACUGCCUUCCAUCUCCACUAAAAGAACAACGGAGGAGUAAUAGCAGGAGGAGGGGGGUGGUCAUGACAGUAGUGAGACAAUAACGCUGGAGAAGAGGCACACUGUAGUCAGUGAGGACUGAAUCCAGGGCUCUUCUCUUCUCUGCUCUCCAUGUUUUUGGGGACUCCACGUACCAUUGCCUUCGUCUCCAAACCCAGAGGAGGAUGUCUGUGUCAGGGAAGAAGGAAUUUGACGUGAAGCAGAUCCUCAGGCUCCGCUGGCGCUGGUUCAGCCAUUCGUCCCAAGGUUCGGCUGGCGGUGGAGGUGGUGGAGGUGGUGGGGUGGGGAGCUACAUCCAGCAGGAUGGCCUGGACCACAGAGGAACACCUGUCCAGGGACGGCUGAAGAGUCACUCGCGCGAAAGAGGAGUUGGAGGACUACGGAAGACUAGCAGCCCGGUUCACAGCAUCUUAGCACCUACGCCAGGCCCCACACCUGUCUAUGCCAGAGCGGGUCAUCAAUCAUGGCACCAUCAGCAGAACACCAUCCAGGGACUCCAGGUCAACGAGGAAUCCUCAAAGAGCAGCUCCUCACCCAGCACCACAAGAAAAGAGGAUACCAAAACCAGCAAGGAAGAUGUGAAGAGCAGCACAGAGGAACCAGCAGAGGUUGAGGCCAGAGAAAGGUUGGCUCUGAACACCUUCACCAGAAUGAACACCAACUCCUCUGAUGAGUUUUUCCAGGCCACAAACCAUGCAGAACAGACAUUCCGCAAGAUGGAGACCUACCUCCAGCACAAACAGCUGUGCGAUGUCCUCUUGAUAGCAGGCGACCAUAAGAUACCUGCUCACAGACUGGUUCUGAGCGCUGUGUCCGAUUACUUUGCUGCCAUGUUCACCAGCGACGUGAGAGAGGCAAAACAAGAGGAGAUCAAGAUGGAGGGGGUCGAUCCGGAGGCGCUCAGAUCUCUUGUUCAUUUUGCCUACACUGGCGUCCUUGAGCUCAAAGAGGAGACCAUUGAGAGUUUAUUAGCAGCAGCUUGUCUCCUUCAGCUUUCACAAGUCAUCCAGGUCUGCUGUAACUUCCUGAUGAAACAGCUUCAUCCCUCCAACUGUCUGGGAAUACGCUCCUUCGCAGACGCCCAGGGCUGUGUGGAUCUGCUCAACGUGGCUCAUAACUACACCAUGGAACACUUCCUGGAGGUCAUUCAGAACCAGGAGUUCCUGCUCCUCCCCACGGCUGAGAUUGUUAAGCUGCUCUCCAGUGAUGAAAUCAACGUCCCUGACGAGGAAACAAUCUUCCAGGCUUUGAUGAUGUGGGUGCGGUAUGAUGUCCAGCAUCGUCAACAAGACCUCGGGGUGCUUCUCGCCUUCAUCCGCCUGCCUCUUCUUCCUCCACAGCUCCUUGCAGAUCUGGAAAACAACAAGAUGUUUUCUGACGAUCUGGAAUGCCAAAAGCUGCUGAUGGAGGCCAUGAAGUACCACCUUCUGCCUGAGAGACGCCCCAUGUUUCAAAGCCCGAGGACCAAACCUAGAAAGUCCACUGUGGGUGCACUUUACGCUGUCGGAGGGAUGGAUGCUACUAAAGGCUCCACCACCAUAGAGAAGUACGACCUGCGAACUAAUACAUGGGUCCAGGCCGGAGUCAUGAACGGACGCCGGCUACAGUUUGGUGUGGCGGUCAUAGACAACAAGCUGUAUGUGGUCGGAGGGAGGGAUGGACUCAAGACUUCCAACAUGGUGGAGUGUUACAAUCCAAUUAAUAAAGUGUGGUCCACUAUGCCCCCCAUGUCAACACACAGACAUGGACUUGGUAUCGCAGUGCUGGAGGGUCCGAUGUAUGCAGUGGGAGGUCAUGAUGGCUGGAGCUAUCUCAACACAGUGGAACGUUGGGACCCACAGGCUAGACAGUGGAACUACGUGGCCAGCAUGUCGACACCAAGGAGCACGAUGGGAGUCACUGCACUCAAUGGAAAAUUGUUUGCAGUAGGUGGACGAGAUGGGAGCUCAUGUCUGAAGUCAAUGGAGUGCUUUGAUCCACACACCAAUAAGUGGAGCAUGUGUGCACCCAUGGCCAAGCGGAGAGGAGGAGUGGGUGUGGCAACAUACAACAACUUCCUGUAUGCAGUAGGUGGACAUGACGCCCCCGCCUCCAACCACUGUUCUAGACUCUCCGAUUGUGUUGAGAGGUAUGACCCAAAGACGGACACGUGGACCACUGUGUCUUCCCUCAGCGUUCCCAGAGACGCCGUGGGUGUCUGCCUGCUGGGUGAUAGGCUCUACGCAGUGGGUGGAUAUGAUGGUCAGUCCUACCUGAACACUGUUGAGUCCUAUGAUGCACAGAAUAACGAAUGGACUGAGGAGGUCCCUCUCAACAUUGGCAGGGCAGGCGCCUGCGUGGUGGUGGUGAAAUUGCCUUGAGCGUUCUGUCUCACGACAGCGCGGGAAACAAAUGAGAGAGCGGCGAAGAAGUGUGAACUAACAAAACAACAGAUCAAGGACACAUCCUUCGAGAGUUCUGUUUUCAUUUUUUCUCCCUUAACUCAGCUCUCCAGAUUUUUCAGAGGGAAAUGCAGACAGAGCUUUCUGUCAUUAGUGGACAUGUCUACCCACAGGGGAGGACUGCACAUUCUCCACAUUCUCAACCGAUCAAGAAUUUCCAUAAACUUGGCUGAGCCGUAGAAAGAGCCAAGCCUCUGUUGUGCUGGUUUGUUCAACUAGUUUGAUGAAGUUCAGUGUGUCUGUGACAUUUAAUGUAAAAGUUACAUUUUGAGAAAAUAAGCUAUUAUUUCAUUUGAAAUCUAUACAAAGACUUUUCUUAUCGGUGCCAUAACACAGUCUAUUUUUUGGGUUUAUAGUUCACUUCUCAGUCACUCAAAUGAGAAUUGUAAUGAAAUAAAACUAGAACCAUGUACAAGUGUCUUUCCUUAGAGCGUGGUCUGAACACAUUCUUACUCUUUGAAAGAAGACUACUGAGGACACUGAAGGUCUACGAGAUUCAGCAGGCUCAUUUAAAGAACUGAAAAAAACAAACCUUUUUGCUGAAUAUUAUAUUUGAACGUUUCCUUGGGUUCUCUUUUUUUCAAUUGAGCCGGUAGCUACAGAACACCAAAGUCAUUUGCUUGUCAUAGAAGUCUUGUAACGCAUUGAAUACAAGUUUACAAAAUUGUGAAUUAUAGAAAAUAUAUCAUAUUGAUAUUUCACAUUGCUGUACAGAUUUUUUGUGAACUUUCUGAAACUACAUGUGUGUUGAUAGAAUCAUGCCUAAACCAGUGCACUCUGGUGACUACAGUUAUUAUUAUUAUUAUUAUUAUUAUUAUUAUUAUUAUUGUUAUUGUUAUUAUUAUUCUGUUUUUGUUCUGGGCAUGCUGGCUGGUUAGGUUUUUACAAAAUUACAUAUCAAGAUCACUGUCUGUUCUCAAUUUGUAAUCAUAUGAUGCCUUUGGGGUCUUGUUGGUGAUCUUGUCACUUUAAACCACCAUUAGAUAAAUCUGCAAGCAAAAAUAAAUCUUUGACCAAGUGUCACUGAUGCACCAAAA
Messenger RNA from Notolabrus celidotus (New Zealand spotty), 3530 nucleotides. It is a transcript of the gene klhl4, whose product is annotated as kelch-like family member 4. The record is from RefSeq and is a predicted model, not a curated record. Gene Ontology annotation, molecular function: protein binding. The transcript is spliced from 11 exons. Bases 217 to 2412 code for a protein of 731 amino acids. NCBI's taxonomy places the organism in Eukaryota, Metazoa, Chordata, Actinopteri, Labriformes, Labridae.